AUGCGACCUCGCGCGGCCCCUCUCCCCCGCGCGCCGUGUCGCAGCGUGCGUGCCCCUCGAGCACCAUCCGGAGCGCGUACAUUCGCCCCAGCGUCGCAAACAAAUCCGCUGCGCGACACACGCCCAGCGGUCUACUUCCAGCAAUCUGCGUGCACGCCGCAGCAGAAACGAUUCAUUACACAGCAAUGGUUGAAGCGGAUGCAGGAUGGGAAGAAUGAGUGGGCGAGGCAUGCUGUGGAGAUUAAGGAGGGCAAGAGGAAAAGCUUCGCGGCCCAUUUGGAGGAACGGGGAUUGAUUCAUGAUGUUGUUGGAGAACGCGAAUUGCUCCACCAAUUGUUCACCGAGAAGAGAGCUGGUAUCUAUGUCGGCAUUGACCCUACCGCACCUUCCAUGCAUGUCGGACACAUGCUUCCAUUCAUGGUCUUGGCCUGGGGAUACGUCUGGGGCUUGCCAGUGACGUUUUUGCUGGGCGGCGCGACAUCCCGCGUCGGUGAUCCUACUGGUCGAUUGAAGGGCCGUGAACAGGUGCAUUCCUCGAUUCGCAAGGCCAAUAUGGCGAGCAUGCACAUGCAGUUGAAGAAGUUGGGUACAAGCAUCGAAUCCUACAGCAGGAGGCACGGCUAUGAGAAGCAGCCUAUCUGGAAACGGGCACUGGUCAACAACAAUACAUGGUGGAACUCCAUGCCGUUCAUUGAAGUUCUGCGCGACUUGGGUGCCUUUAUGAGACUGGGCCCGAUGCUUGGUCGAGACACUGUCAAGAACCGCAUGAACCAAGGCGAUGGCAUGUCCUUUGCUGAGUUCUCGUAUCCGCUUCUGCAAGCUUGGGAUUGGUGGCACCUUUUCCAGAAGGGCACCCAAGUGCAAGUGGGAGGCUCCGAUCAGUAUGGAAACAUCCUGUUCGGUAUGGAUGCCGUGAAGGCCGUGAGUCGCAACACUGCCAAUGAGCAAGUUCGCAACUCUCUAGACUCUGAGCUUGACCGGCCCAUUGGCUUCACCACACCCCUGUUGACUGCCCCGUCUGGAGAGAAGUUUGGAAAGUCCGCUGGCAAUGCCAUCUGGCUGGACAAGGACAUGACCUCAACUUUUGAACUUUACCAAUUCUUCGUCCGAACCCCCGAUGAUACGGUGGAGCGCUACCUGAAGCUGUUCACCUUCAUCCCCUUGCCCGAGAUUGCUUCCAUCAUGGAGCAACAAAACCAGGACCCGUCCAAGCGCAUUGCCCAGCACAAGCUGGCCUACGAAUUUGUCGAGCUGGUACAUGGCAAGGAGGAAGCCGACGCCGUCUCCCUCCAGCACCGCCAACUCUUCCGCCCUCGCUCCUCAACCGGCGAGCCAUCCCCGAUGCCCCGGAGCACGACUGCAGGCGGCAAUCCUCAGUCCCCGAUGUCCAACUUCACCACCCCUCAAUCCGGAAACCAGUACGCCUCCCAGACCAACUUCGCCAACAUGCCCAACGUCAAGGUAACUUUGCCGCGAUCCCUAGUCUACAACCAGUCCUUCAACAAGGUCUUGUGGUCCGCCGGUCUUGUCUCAUCGAAGGGCGAGGGACAUCGCGUCAUCACCAACAACGGCGCCUACGUCGGCAGCCGUCCCGGAGACAGCGGCCCCAUGUCCGACGAUCUUGCCUUCACGCCUAUCCGCGUCUGGCCCGCCGAGAAGACCAAGGAGUUCAUCCUCGGCGAUGACCUGCUGAUGCUGAAGCUGGGAAAGUGGAAGUUCAAGAUGGUCCAGAUCGUCAGCGACGAGGACUUCCGUGCGCAAGGCCUGACCGCUCCGGGCUGGGAAGACGGAGCUGAGUCGACCGAGACCGAGGCGACCAAGUAG
Penicillium argentinense is the source of this 1824-nucleotide messenger RNA. RefSeq names its product tyrosine--tRNA ligase MSY1. Gene Ontology annotation, cellular component: mitochondrion; cytosol. Gene Ontology annotation, biological process: tyrosyl-tRNA aminoacylation. The coding region runs from base 1 to 1824 and encodes 607 amino acids. Gene Ontology annotation, molecular function: tyrosine-tRNA ligase activity; RNA binding; ATP binding. The record is from RefSeq and is a predicted model, not a curated record. NCBI's taxonomy places the organism in Eukaryota, Fungi, Ascomycota, Eurotiomycetes, Eurotiales, Aspergillaceae. The transcript has 4 exons.